UGUGAGCCCUCCUGUAUGCUUCAGUCAGGAAGUUUAGGGAGUGUAGGAGUGCAUGAGAUUGGAAAAAGCAAGUGUGUCGAAACAAGCAGGCACAGAGCAGGCAGGACCCACCACGCAGCCCAGACACGGAGGUGUGUGUGCUUGUGGUUUUAGACUUGGCUGUUGACUUAGGGGCUUCUGAGUUGAGUGUGCAAGUGGCUACAUCGACAAGAAAACAUAGCAAUUGCUGUCUCCACCAAGUCCUUCUUCUUCUUUGUAGUUUGCUUGAAGGUGUCUGCAGGAAAUCAGUUUUUUUUCCCUGAGAGAAAACAAAGCUGAAAGAAGGGCAAAGGCCAAGACAACUGGAGUGACUCUAACUUCUAACUCCCUAAGGACUUUUUUCCAUCCACCUUCAGGAGCAGACGACUACACUCACUAGAGAAACUCCAGCUCAUCACAACUGUCUCACCACAGCCUCCAAGCCAGAGAAAGAACAAGGGAAUCUGGGGAACCCACCAUUCCAGCCCCCUCCUUCCCCUGCCUUGGCUCCUGGCCCCUCCUCUGCAGGCGCCCCAUGGUACCCUCCACCCCCAGUGGGGCAGGAAGCGUGAAAAAUCUCACUAAUGGGUUUAUUUGCUGUCAGACCAGCCGCGAUCUGUCACUCCCUAGGACUGCUCUACUUGACACUCCUCAUAGUCGAGUGAGCUGCUCAGUUUAGUCUUAGUAAAUUUUACUUUUACUACCUACUGAGACCAUCAUCACCUCUAGCCUUCCUCCCUAAGAAGGGAGUCCUUGAGUUGAAGUGCCUGUCCCUCAAACCAAUUUGCUCCACUGAAUCCAAGCAUAGUUGGGGAAACUCCAGCUGUCCCCAACAGAGGGGUGUGCUUUCCAAAGUGAGGCUUGUUUGAAGGAUCUGAAGACUGCUUUGGGAGAUUGAUUGGAGAACAAAAGAUGCGCCUCUGGCUGCUAGCCGCAUUGGCAGCUCUGCUUUGGAGUCACGGCACACUCCUGGAAGGGGCUGAGGCCAAAAAAGCACGCAAGAGGCCGAAGGAGAUGACCCCGCAGCACACCGAGGUGUUCAACACCACACUUUCCAACAGCGAGGAGGAGGAUGAGAGCACAAAGGUCACAGAGAGCCAAAGAGUAGACCCACAUGGAUCAUGGAUGGAUUUUGUGAAGAGGCCGGUUGGCAACUUCCCGGGAAAAUGCCGGAAAAGGAAGCGGCCACUGCCGGGACCUCAAGGACCUCCUGGCCCUCCAGGACCUCAGGGCCCACCAGGGGCCCCUGGAGCAGAGGUCACUCAAGAGGUUUUGCUGAAGGAGUUUAAAGAAAUGAUCAAAGAAGCCACGGAGAGGAGAGCGUUGGUGGACAGGGCAAGCGGGCAGAGCCAGCUGCCCACAACUCUGCUGGCACUGGAAGGUAUGGCGUCGUACCGGAGGAUCGAAGAGGCCUUCCACUGUAAGCUCAGAGGGCCUGUCGUGGUAGACAAGAAGACUCUGACUGAGCUGCAGAACUUCCAGACACCCCCUGCCAAAGGUGCCUUUCUCAGAGGGACGGGGAUGGAUCAGUCCACUGGCCGAUUUACAGCGCCCAUCACAGGAAUUUAUCAGUUCUCUGCCAACGUCCAUAUUGACCACAGUGAGGUGAAAAGGAGUAAAAACCAACUCAGGGCCAGAGACAACGUGAGAGUCCUGAUCUGCAUCGAGUCUCUCUGCCAUCGAUACACGUCUUUGGAGAUGAUCGUUGGCUUGGAGAGCAACAGCAAGAUAUUCACAGUGUAUGUUCACGGAUUGCUGGAGCUCCAGGCUGGUCAGUACACCUCCAUAUUUGUGGACAAUGCAGCAGGAGCUUCAAUCACGAUACAGAACGGCUCGGAUUUCAUGGGCAUGCUGUUGGGGGUAUAGCCUCCCUUCGUUUUUCCUCCCACCUAAGACUGCUUUCUUUUGGACUGCCAUCCAACACUGAAUCAAAUAGUGGACAGCCAGAGGCAGCUAACUGCUCUGCAAAUGCUUCAGUAUGAGAUGACUGAACCACUGCGCUGACUGUGGCACAUCUGUUUUACGCCGUCGGUAAAAGACAGUCGGAGGCAAUUCUUAUCACAGCUUGGAAUGAAAAGACAAUGUGGAUCUUUAAUUCAGCUGUAGGCAGGCUAAAAGAAAUUCUGAGUAUUUUCAUAUGCAACAAAAGUUAUCUUUUUGUUUUAUUGGGGUUUUAAGUAUAUGAUAUUGAACAGAAUUUAUUUUGUGAUACAUAUAUAAUCUACAGUAGAUGUAUACAAAGAUAUAUGAUAAGACAAACGUUGCUUUGAAAUCUGACUCAUAUCUAUGAUACGGAUUCAUUAUUUGAAAAAAAUUUACUGCUAUUAGCAGAGGACGUAUAUUUUUCAAUCUGAGUAAAGGCGCUGGCUAUGGACUCACUGACCCUGACAGAUGCUGUUGUCAUUAUCAUUUCUAAUGUACACACCUCUGCUUUGUUGACUGCUAAUGAUCACACAAUAGAUAACGCACCAUAACACCCUGCACUAGGAAAAUGAAUCAUGUGAUUGCUCAUAAUGAACACAUUUGCCAGCUUGCAAAAGGGCAAAACCUGGAGGCGAUCAAGCGCACCAUAAAAAGCAAUGAUUCCAACUCUGUUUAUUCAUUAUGCCCGCUUGAAAACACUUCCAGAUUUGAGCUAGGGUACUUGGAAUGUAUGCAGGCACUUGGGAAGAGGUGCCUCCAUGACAAAUUAGACAUGUUAGAGAUUCCUGUUGCACUCUAUUCUUGUUUUUUGGAUGUGACAACCACGUCAACAACGAGCCCUCUUCAUUUUUUCACGAUUCAUUUAUAGCAGACAAAUAUAUGAGUACAAAUACAAUUGUUUAAAGUAUUUAUGUGAGUAUUAGGAUGUCAAUAUGAGAGCGAUAAUAAAUAAUGUGAAUAAAACACCAUUUUUAAGCAGAUUUACUCUUCAGGAGUUUGUACUGUAGCAUGGAGCUUGAACCUUUUUACAUUCAAUAAAUGUAAGUAAUAUUUGUGUAUAAAGUUGA
Messenger RNA from Pangasianodon hypophthalmus (striped catfish), 3008 nucleotides. It is a transcript of the gene c1qtnf12, whose product is annotated as C1q and TNF related 12. Gene Ontology annotation, molecular function: hormone activity. The transcript is spliced from 8 exons. Lineage: Eukaryota; Metazoa; Chordata; Actinopteri; Siluriformes; Pangasiidae. The coding region runs from base 931 to 1884 and encodes 317 amino acids. The record is from RefSeq and is a predicted model, not a curated record.